This is a messenger RNA of Cottoperca gobio, 5367 nucleotides long. Its product is annotated as NACHT and WD repeat domain-containing protein 2. The record is from RefSeq and is a predicted model, not a curated record. Gene Ontology annotation, molecular function: protein binding. The coding region runs from base 1 to 4935 and encodes 1644 amino acids. Lineage: Eukaryota; Metazoa; Chordata; Actinopteri; Perciformes; Bovichtidae. The transcript is spliced from 9 exons.
AUGUUGUUUGUGUUUAUGGUUUGUAAAGAUAGCGUGGUGGAGCGCAAAGCUCUGAGAGAGAGAGUGUUCCCCAAACUUAGAGAGCACUGCAGACACACACUGGGACUGGAUGUCAGGGUGAUAGACCCAUUUGAGUCCAGUGAUCCCAGUCGUUGGCCAGAUGAAAACACGAGACAGCAGCUGAUUAAAGAAUGCAGAAAGAGCUCCGCAGGACCUUUUUUACUGGCUCUGGUAGGACAUCAGUAUGGCACAGCCAGUCUGCCGGCUCAGGUGGAGGUGUCAGAGUUCCAGCUGCUGCUGCAGGAGAGCCAGCGGGCGGGCGUCAGCACCCAGGAGCUGGAGCGAGCGUACCAGAGGGACGAGAACACCAUCCCUCCCUCCUACUGCCUCACACCUCUACACAGACACACCUGCUGUCCUCAGGAAGAAGAGGAGAUGAGGAUGAAGGCUAAAGAAGAAGAACUGAUGAAGGUGAUUCAGACGACUGUUAGUCUGUGCGUCCACAGCGGUGUUAUAAGCCCAGAGAGAGCCCAGAGCUACUACAGAUCAGCCCUCGAUGCAGAUCUGCGAUUUGCUCUGGACAACCGUCCUGAUAAUGACAUCAUCAGACGCUGCCUGGUUUACGUCCAGAGAGUCAUCAACGCAAAAGGAGAGCUAGAGAAGAGACAGAUGACGUCACAACCUCAGCCACAGUCAGAGGCUGCUACCUUUGACGUAAGGACAACACCCACUGAUGGACAAUUGUUCUCAGAUCUUCAUGACAACUUCCUCCCUGGUCUCAUCACUUCCUCCCAGCUUCUAGUCUACAGCACUGCCACAGAGUGUGACCAUCGCUAUGGUUACACCACAGCCAGGAGGCGGGGCUAUGCCGAGUGUCUGUGCCAGCAGGUGUACUCUGACCUUGUGGGGUUGAUUGACACCUUGAGCGUCUUAGACAGCAGUGAGGGCUCUCAGCUCGGUGAUGCUUUGGCCAGAGAGCAGGCGGAGCAGCAGGAGCUGUGUGACGUACUGUCUAGAUUUUAUGACAUCAUUCGUCCAGAGGAGGAAAAGGUCAGAGCCUACGUGCAGCAGAGUGGGCAGCAGUGCCCACUAGUGGUGACAGGAGGACCAUGCACAGGAAAGACCGUUCUGAUGGCACAUUGUUCUCAACAGAUAAAGACUUGGCUACCAGACUGUGAUCCUGUGGUGGUAACUUAUUUUUGCAACCUGUCAAUCAACCCUUCUCCAAGGCACCUGUUGUCGAGCCUGUGUUAUCAAAUUGUUUGUGGAUAUCACAGCGAAUCUUCCUCUGAGCAGAAUCCCAGCGACCUGGACGAUCCUAGCUGUACCACUAACCUCAGGGAUUUCAAUCCCAACAUUUGUUUGUCUGAGCUUAAAGAGCGUCUCUCAUCCCUCCUCUCCAUCAUGCCCUCUACCAAACAACCUCUAGUUCUAAUCCUCUUUGGCCUGGGUCACAUCAAAAACAACUUUGGACCUUACAUCCUGGACAGCCUCCCGUCCCCCCUUCCUCCCAGCGUCAAACUCAUCCUCACAGUCUCCUCCAACAGAACACAAAUCCUGCAAGCCCUCAACCCACAAAGAAGUCCUCCUCAGUGUGUGUCAGAGGGCAGUGAGAAGGAGUCAGGAUAUGUGUGUGUUCAGCUGGGAUUGGUGGACAGGAAACAGCGUGUGAAGAUGUUGGUGUCACUGCUGAGCAGUUCAGGGAGAAGGGUGACAUCAGGACAACAGGCACUGGUGAACCAGGCGCUGACUUCCUGUCAUCUGACCCUCUACGCUCGACUCCUGCACUCACACACCUCACUCUGGCACUCUGAUUCAGAUGUGACUGAGUCGUCUCUCCCUGAUGGCGUCCAUUCAUCCAUUUCUGCGCUGCUAGAUCACCUCGAGCAGAAGCACGGCUACUCUAUCGUGGCUCGUGCCGUCUCCUACCUCAGCCUCUCCAGGUCCGGGCUCACUGAGGCCGAGCUCGCUGAUCUUCUGUCCAGUGAUCACAAGGUGCUCACUGAGUACGUUCAGCAGGAUGAGAGCCCUCCCUCCGAUAUGAGGGUCCCUCAAAUCUGCGUGGAGAGUCUUCUAUUAGAUUUGAGGAGGUUUCUCAUUAGGAGGACACUUGCAGGGUCACAUGUUUUGUCCUGGGUAAGCAGGCACUUCAAGCUGGUGGUGGCUAAGAGGUGUUUAGGCACUCAUGAGGUGAGGAGGGAGAUUCAUUCGGCAAUGGCGGACUAUUUCAGUGGCCGAUUGUCUGGACCAAACAAGGACGGCGCCCAAAUGGAAAUACACAUAGACAGGCAGCCAUGCAGCCAGCCGUUUGUUUUCGCCUCUUCUUUCAAUGAGGUUGCCCGCGUGAACUUGAGGAUGGUCUUAGAAUUGCCGCAUCACUUGCAAGAAAGUAACAAAUUGUGGGAGUUGGAGCACGGGCUUUUAAUGUCUUUGAGGUUUCAGCAAGCGAUGGUUCGAGCAGGACUCCUGGUAGAUUUGGUAGCCAUGUUGGAGGGUGAGGAUGGAUCACCCAACUCCUGUUUGUCAAGGGAAAGAGCGCUCCUAGCAAGCAUAUUGAAGUCUUAUGCUUGCUUACUGCAGAGCUCACCUCUGCAGCUGCCAUCAGUGAUGGAGACUAGCCUCCUCCCUCAUCUGGAGGUAUUUCCUGAGCUCAAAGGUUAUGCCAAGGAGAUCAGACUGGAGAGGAGGGAAAGAAGAAUGGGAUUAGGAGUAGCGCUUUGCCCUGCUCCCCCUUCUGUUCCCUCCAUUCAGUGUUUAAAGUGUGAUGCCAAAACCAAGGAUGCCUCUGUUAGAGAAGCAGCUGGCACAGAGUGUGGGAUUGUCGCAGAGAUCAUGGAUGAUGGCAUGGCUUGGUUUUGGAAAGGCUCCGGGUGUGAUGUAGUCAAACUAUUACUGAGCUGUGAGCAGAAGGAGAUGAAGUUUGCAGGAGUGAAGAGCAGCGGCCAAUUCCUACUGCUUCACACACAGUGCAACAAGCUUUUCUUGUGGGACGUGACGGGCCCAGAAAAGUUUCUGCAGGUUAAGGACCCUUUGAAAACAACGGCAAAGAAAGUUGAGGGGUUUGUUGCAUAUCAGGAAAAGAUAUUUAUGUGGUGGAAAGAUGAGAGUUUUGUGAGUGUGUUUGAUGUCUCCAGUGAGACUUUGACUCAUUUCCUGUGUCAGAGCUUUGUGACCAGUUUAGUUUGCUCCUCUAAUGGCUUUUACAUGUACUGUGGGCAGGAGGAAGGCACAGUGUCCAUAUUUGACACCAACACCGGCAGCCUCCUCGGCACUUGUUCAAACUCUAACCACAAUGCGGUUGCAUUAAUACUCCUGUGUGAAGAUAAAUGGGAAAUGGCAUGUGUUGACAGGACGGGGGGUUUAACCCUAUGGGAUGUAGCAGCCAAAAGAAACCCACCCAGACUUGUCACAGAAAGCUUUGCUGUAGGUGAAUCUAAUAACAUCCUCAAUGUAGAUUACUCACAUGAAAUUGUUACUUUAUUGGUGUGUCAACCUCACCAGGUUGCACUGUGGGAUACAUGUGACUGGGAGCUGUGGGACCACUUCUUGGCUCCGAAGGGGAGGGCCUUCACUCAAGCUGUGCUUUCCCAGGAUGGCCACCUUUUCCUGGCUUUGUUAGACGCCUGUCCCCUCGUCUUGGUGUGGAAGGUCAGCACAGGGGAGUGUGUUCUCUCCUUAGAAAUAAACAACCAGCCUCGUACACUCCUCAAAACCGCUUCAGAUGUUGUUUGUGUCUCUCAUGACGGCUGCCUGACAGUGUGGGACUCUGGGAUGAUAGAUGCUGCAGGUACAGCUCCGAAAAUGGGGUGUGGAGUGAAAGAAGUGGUGGUUGAACGAACAGGAGAGUGGUUCUACACCUCUGAUGGGUCAGAGACUGUGUGGAGAUGGAGAUUAGAAACAGGACUUCCACAUGCUAACUUCCUCCAUGAUGGUCCCGUGGAAAAACUACGUCUUUCUCCCGAUAACCUCCACCUUGUGACACUCUCAGCAGGGGAAAUAUACGUUUGGCAGACAAAAACCGGGCAGAACAUCUUGCGUAUGAGAGGCAGCAGAGCGACAGACAUCCUGAUCAGCCCCAACAGUAACUUUGGGAUCAGUAUUUCUAAGCGAGGGUUGUCUCGGGUUUGGAAGCUGACACACGGGAGCAUUGUGUGCAGCAUACACUCGCACCUAUCUGACGCCCAGGUGUCGCCUGAGAACACCUUCCUUAUUGGCCUUCGGCAUGGAGACCUGGUAGCUGCCAGUCUGUGGUCGGGCUUGAUCAGCAAGCGCUUCUCCUGCGUGGAAAGCUCGGAGCAUGUUGUUGCUUUCCACACACUUUCAGAGCACCCAGACUUUGUGGUGGUGAUGGCUGCUUCAGGGGCGGUGUACACCUGGAAAGUAGCAGAGCAGACCCUGUGCAAGCACUUCCAGCUGCCUUCUAGGUUUCACUGUCAGCCACAAGACUUCCAGAUGUCCUCUGAUGGGAGCUACGCCCUGCUGUCGACUGAUAAUGAAGCCAUCAACCUCUUGGACUUAGCUCAGGUCAGGCUGUGCUCAUUCAAGGCCGAGGGUCCUGUCAUCAAAGCUUGUUUGGACACAACUGGAUGCUACGCUGCCUACAUAUCCCGUCCCACCUCUACCCUGGAGAAAAACUGCAAUUGUUCCCUGCACGCCAGGCCCGUCCUCACGGUUGUACGACUCGCAGACGGGGAAAGAAUAGGAAGUGUGUGUCUGUCUAAGAAUCCGCUGACUCUGGUUGUGUGUGAGCGGCAGUGUGCGUUUGUGGGAUUUGAGGACGGGUCUGUUGGUGUGUAUUCAAUUUUAGAUGUCACGGUCAACGGGGAGGACUCGGUCAUGUGCAGAGAGGAUUUAAAUGGCCAGUUGAAGAAAUGCCCCUUUGACAGAGUAUUCAGCUGGUUACCACUUGCAACCCCGAAUGUUAUAUGGCCUUAAGAGUAUUACCGUAUUAUUAUUAUUAAUAAUAAUUAAGAUUAUUAUUACAUUGUGAGAUAGAGCAUUGGGCAUUGGCAGAGAUCUUCACUCUCUUAGUGCCGUACGCUGUUGUUAGACUGAGUUAUUAAAAACAUCUAUAUAUAUUAUAUGAUGUUAUGAUACUAUGAUAGCACACAAAGUGAUUGUACGUAUAUGUGUAUAUAUGCAUAUAUUGAUGUAUACAUUUAAAAAUAGUGCAUGUGCUACACUUCUGGGGAAACUGCAGCACUGUUUGUUUCAGUUUCAGCUGCUCUGAAUCCAUGAUGAUGAUGACCUCACAGCAUUUAAGUUUCACUUCUGUAAAAACUAAACCAAUCAGUUUAAACCACAUCUACUGCAUGUAUUGUUGACACAGAGAUCAUGUUGACACAUUUAUUUGUAAUAAUAAAAUAC